UUUCAUCUCUCUUUCUUUUCUUUAUCUCUUUCAACUGACAACUAAAGAUAUGACCAUUUAUUAUACUUUGACUUUUGGUAUUCUCGUUACCGAGAUGUUUAUGUUUGGUAUCCUCGUGUUACCUUUGCCUUCUCAUUGGCGUAGAGCAAUGUUGAAGUUUGUUUCCACUUCCCCUCUUGUGGCCAAGGCUCUUUAUGUUUUGAAGAUUGUGUUUGGAUUCAUCUUUGUUCUUUUCAUUGAUACCAUUAAUCGUUUACAACGCAUUGAUAGUAUUAGUGAAGAAGAACAACGUGUUAGUCAUGAUUACAGUUAUGAAGCCAACAUGAAGGCCAAGAAAUUCUAUGCUCAGCGCAACUUGUAUCUGACUGGAUUCACUCUCUUUUUAUCUUUGAUUUUGGAACGAACUAGCACAUUAGUGAUUCAAAUGUUGAAGCGUGAAGAAGAACUUGAAAAUGCCAAAAAGGAAAACGUUUCUGUUGGUAAAGAUCAACAACGUUUGAUUGAUAUGGAAGCUGAUUACAAAAAACAAAUUGAAAACUUGAAGAAGGAAGUUAAGGAAUUGAAACAAGAACAACGUGAUUUUGAUACCCUCAAGAAACAAGUCGGACAACAAGCUGAAGAAUAUAAUCGUUUGGCUGAUGAACGAAAUGCUUUGGAACGUGCUGUCAAUGGACAAACAAAUGAACCCAAGAAAAACAUUUAAAUUAUGAACAUACCUUCAUCUCAUAUAGUCUUUUUUUUCUCUUUUUCUUAUUGUUAUCCCCUGUUUCUUUUUCCCCCUUUCUUUUAUCUUUAUAUCAUCUCUCCAUUCUUUCUGAAUAAAAUAAAAUAAAAUAAAAAUAAAACUUUCUCUUUUUUUACAAUGA
This is a messenger RNA of Halteromyces radiatus, 866 nucleotides long. RefSeq names its product B-cell receptor-associated protein 31-like-domain-containing protein. Lineage: Eukaryota; Fungi; Mucoromycota; Mucoromycetes; Mucorales; Cunninghamellaceae. Gene Ontology annotation, cellular component: endoplasmic reticulum; endoplasmic reticulum membrane. Bases 50 to 703 code for a protein of 217 amino acids. Gene Ontology annotation, biological process: intracellular protein transport; endoplasmic reticulum to Golgi vesicle-mediated transport. The transcript is spliced from 8 exons. The record is from RefSeq and is a predicted model, not a curated record.